AUGUUGUCGCGAUACACUCUUUCGGCGGUGGCGCUGUUGGCGUCGCUUGCCCAGCCUGCCGUCGCUCAGGUUUCAACUAAAUGUAACCCGAUGAACACCACUUGCCCUGCCGACCCGGCCUUCGGAAUGGACUACAACUUCAACUUUAAUGCCACCCCGUCGACUGAUGCCUGGGAGACAACCGUUCGCCCGGUCAAGUACACGGCUGAAAACGGCGCCGAGUUCACGAUCAGCAAGCAGGGUGAAUCCCCCACGAUCCGCACCAAGUUCUACUUCUUUUUCGGUCGUACCGAGAUCCAUUUGAGGGCGGCCACCGGUAAGGGAAUCGUGAGCUCCAUGAUGUGGCUUAGUGAUACGCUGGAUGAGGUCGACUGGGAAUUUCUCGGCGUGAAGAAUGAUGCCUUGAGUAACUUCUUUGGAAAGGGUGUCGAGGACUUUAAGAACGGCGCCGAGCAUGCCGUUUCAGGAAGCAUUCACUCCGACUUCCACAAUUACACCACCGUCUGGACCAAGGACAAGCUUGAGUGGUGGGUGGAUGGCGCCCUUGUGCGCACGCUUCUCCCGGCGCAGGCCAACAACGGCCAGUCGUACCCUCAGACCCCCAUGCGGCUCAGUCUCGGUAUUUGGGCCGGUGGUGACCCUCGCAUGGCUCCCGGUACAAGGGAGUGGGCUGGAGGAGAUACCGACUACGCUGCUGGCCCCUACACGAUGUAUGUCAAGUCUGCACAGGUUACCGAUUACAGCUCUGGAAAGGAGUACUCUUUUGGCGACAAGUCAGGCUCAUGGGAGAGCAUCAAGAUCACUGAGGGUAACUCAACCGUCAAGGAGGCCCUUUUGGAGGAGCCUAGCAAGUCCAUGAAAGAAAAGUUCGAAACUCUCAGCCCUACUGCCAAGACGGCCGUGGCCGCAUCUAGCGUUGGUGUUGGUUGUGCCCUCAUCGCCUUUGGAUUGUGGUACUUUUUCCGCCAACGUAGACGUGGUGCCGCCGAGGCUGCCUUGGCAGCUCGCAGAGCCGAGGAGGAGCGUCUCGAGAUGGAGCGUUUCCAGAAGAGCGGCAUUGACCCCGAUUCAUUCAACGGCGCAACAGGAACGGAGUACAACGCCAAGGAUUUCAGCAAGAAUGGUAUGGUCCAGGAGAACUCCUACAGCGUCCCCGCAACUCAGGACCGCGCCGUUUGGGAUACCGCACCAGCGAUCACUGCCGGCGCCGCAGGUGGCAUGCCCUCGUACACCAAUGCUCCGAACGGCCAGACACCUACUCUCCCUCCGUUGAGAACGCAGAGCCCCAGCGUGCCUCCCUCGGGCCCUCUGCCGAUGGCGCCAGCCCGUACUGCUUCCCACGGCGGCUACUCGAGACUCGGCUCACCUGACCAGCAUAGUCCUCCGCCCAUGAGCCCUCCUCAUGGCGGUUACAGUGACAAUGCGUUCGGCAACCAACAAAACUACGGCAACAAUGGAUUUGGAGGCGCAAAUCAAGGGUACUGGAACAAUGGUGGCUCCCAGGGUGGCUUCCGGUAG
This is a messenger RNA of Colletotrichum truncatum, 1518 nucleotides long. Its product is annotated as glycosyl hydrolase family 16. Gene Ontology annotation, cellular component: fungal-type cell wall. Gene Ontology annotation, molecular function: glycosyltransferase activity; hydrolase activity, hydrolyzing O-glycosyl compounds. The record is from RefSeq and is a predicted model, not a curated record. Gene Ontology annotation, biological process: carbohydrate metabolic process; fungal-type cell wall organization. NCBI's taxonomy places the organism in Eukaryota, Fungi, Ascomycota, Sordariomycetes, Glomerellales, Glomerellaceae.